CUGUGAAGAUGCCACUGAGAGAGUUGUGGCACUUUUUUCAAGAGAAAAAAUAAUGCUUCACUCACUAAUUGUAAGAAGCCAUUGUAGUACUAGUUAGGACAUGAACAGUGGAAAUAAUCAAGAACUGAAAAUACAUUUUAUGAAAAAUGGGCUCCUCAAAAACCCAUCAUUAUGUCUUCAAUCCCAAGUUUAAAAAGUUAAAGACAUGAUGUGAUUGCCACCAUUACCUGUUUCUGUUUGUUUUUCUCUUAUUACUGAGUAUAUCAAAAUAUCAAAAAGCUUCAAUCUUUCUGCAAUCUCUCUGAAGAAUCUUUAAUUUCAGACCAGACCAACAAAAUCCCAGAUUGUUUUGGAGUGGGGCUUAGGUUUAGUCUUGCUGCACGUUGGAGCAACGCUACUAUGCUUAAGCAAAUCCUUGCAAAACUUCCUAGAAAAUCAUCGAAAUGUGAUUCGUUUGAUACAUCAGGAAGCAAUUCCUGCAACAACACCACGAACUCGGGAAAUGGAAUUCCGUUUACCAAUAGUUGCACUGUCAUAGCAACAAGGCUGAAUGUAGUGAAACGGAUGUCGACAGCGAUUUUUCCUACAAGUAUUGUUGCUGGUAAUGAGUCUGUGGCACCACACGUUCCCUUUAAAGAUGUUUCAAAUGGGGAGAAACAAAGCUUAUUCAUAAGCAAGUUGAAUCUCUGCUGUUCUAUUUACGAUUUCAAUGAUCCUGAUAAGGAUUUGACGGAGAAGGACUUGAAACGACAAGUUUUGCUUGAGCUGAAUGAUUUUGUCGCUUCAGGAUCCGCAAGAUUUACAGAAUCAGCAAUCGCUGCGGUCUGUAAAAUGUGUGCAGUUAACCUGUUCAGAACGUUUCCUCCUAAGUCAUAUCUCUCAGCUCGCAGUGAAAGUGAAGAUGAAGAACCGAUGUUUGAUCCAGCUUGGUGUCAUUUACAACUUGUGUAUGACUUAUUCCUUAGCGUCAUUAGUCAAAGCUCUCUUGACGCAAAAGUUGCUAAGAAACACGUAGACCAUUCUUUCAUUUUGAAAUUGCUUAACCUAUUUGAUUCUGAGGACCCAAGAGAAAGAGAAUGCUUGAAGUCGAUAUUGCAUCGUCUUUACGGGAAGUUUAUGAUGCACAGGCCUUCUAUCAGAAAGGCUGUAAGCAAUAUUUUUUAUCGUUUUGCUUUCGAGACCGAAAGGCAUAAUGGGAUUGCCGAGCUUCUAGAGGUUUUUGGAAGUGUAAUUAGUGGAUUUGCUUUACCAUUAAAGGAAGAGCACAGAUCGUUUUUCUCCAGGGCGUUGAUACCUCUGCACAAGCCGAAAUCUUUGGGUGUCUAUCAUCAACAGUUAGCAUAUUGUGUCGUACAGUUCAUAGAAAAGGAACAAAAUCUUGCUAGCGUAGCGAUAACGAGAUUGUUGAGGUAUUGGCCGGUGACAAGUAGCCAGAAACAGUUGAUGUUCAUCAGUGAGUUGGAAGAGCUUUUGGAAAUGAUCAGUGUUGCAGAAUUUGAGAAGAUCAUGGUGCCGUUGUUUCGUCGUAUAGGUUAUUGCCUUAACAGCUCCCAUUUCCAGGUGGCCGAAAGAGCACAUUUCUUGUGGAACAACGAUAACGUCCUUAACCUCGUGAUGCAUAACAGGCAUGUCAUCAUGCCAAUUAUUGUCUCAGCUUUAGAACGUAACAGCCAAAACCACUGGAAUAAAGCAGUUCUUAAUCUGACACAAAAUGUGAGGAAAGUCUUUUCCGAGAUGGAUGAAGAACUUGUACUCCACUGCCAAAGCAAACUCGAAGAAGAAAAUUCAAAGUCAAAUGUAGCAGCCGAGAGACGAAGGUUGACAUGGGAGCGCCUAGAAAUCGCUGCUAACUAUCAACCUGUUACCAUGCCUUCUAAUAUUUCCGGCCUGUCAGAUUGGAUUUUAGCUUCUUUUGCAUUUACCUUGUUGGAGGGGAACCUUGGAGCAACAGUGAAGUUAUCUCCGUGUGACCUAUAGGUCACGGGUUCGAGCCGUGGAAUCAGCCAUUGAUGCUUGCAUUAGGAUAGGCUGCCUAAAUCACACCCCUUAGGGGGCGGCCCUUCUCCGGAACAACGGUAAAGUUGUCUCUGUGUGACCCGUGGAAUCAGCCGCUAUACUUGCAUUAGGAUAGACUGCCUAAAUUACCCCUUGGGGUGCGGCGUGAAGGCGGGAUGCUUCGUGCACAGGAGUACCUUUUGCAUUUACCUUGUAAUAUAAUAUAGGCCAAUAUUCUAUUGAAUUCUUGACGGGAAAAUGAGGGGAGUACUCAUUAUCUAUUGCCAACUAAUCAGAUUCGUGUCGUAUAGGGCCUAUUAAAGGGAGACGCAUUUCCUAUCAGGAAUAUCUCUAUUUUCCGGUGUGGAACGCAAGACUUCUAGUUAAGGGUGGA
This is a messenger RNA of Nicotiana tabacum (common tobacco), 2389 nucleotides long. RefSeq names its product serine/threonine protein phosphatase 2A 57 kDa regulatory subunit B' kappa isoform. Gene Ontology annotation, cellular component: protein phosphatase type 2A complex. Gene Ontology annotation, biological process: signal transduction. NCBI's taxonomy places the organism in Eukaryota, Viridiplantae, Streptophyta, Magnoliopsida, Solanales, Solanaceae. The record is from RefSeq and is a predicted model, not a curated record. Gene Ontology annotation, molecular function: protein phosphatase regulator activity.